AUGGAUUCUCCUUCUCAAAAGGUGAGCUGUUUCAUUGAUGUAGCUAAGCCGUGUAGAUCAGUGAAGUGAGACUGCAAUCUAACCCCUAAAUCAUGGCCUUGAUUUCUCGUGCAACUAGUCACGAGAUGACAUUUGCGUGACAUUGAGUCAAAAGAAGUCUGAGCCUCGUGCGUUUGCCACCGAGAGAUGGUGUUGUUUCUAUAUUCAAUACGUUGUGUGGAUUUGAGCUGCAGUAUUUGAAAUGGAUCUCAAGGUACUCACUCUCGAAAUAGCACUUCACGUUCGGCACUGUUGUCCUUUGAUAGGGUACGUAGAUCAAAGAAGCUGUUUGAAGGUUUUAAACAAGUUUGAACCCUCGAUUAUAAAAGUUUGAAGUAUAAUGCCGUGUCCAUUUUCAAUCUCGCUUCCUUUAAAUAGGAUCAGGGUUUUCUCAUCUUGCGAAAAAAAAACAUUCAAAAUGGAAUGUCUAUGUACCUUAUAGGAGGUUUUUAACAGUCUGGCUUCUUCUGGACUGUUUUGGGCCUUCAGGUAGUAAACGGACUCGCUGUAAACCGUAUGCAAUAAGCGCGAGUUUUAGAAUUAGCGACCCAAGCUUUUACCGUUUAUUCGUCGCAUCUUGCUCUUUUUACUGCCUGACCUUCUGGAACAUGCAAGGCUUCGUAUUAAUAACGUAUUAACAAACCACCUUGUAAAAUGUCAUUGCAUUUUCAAGGUCGUGGGUUAUAACAUUCAGAUCAGGGAGUCUGGGGAAGAGUACACCGAGACAAUCGAGGUGGACACAGAGAAGCAGACCGAACUGUUUAAAGUUCCUGCUCAUGUUAACGUGGAGCAAAGCAAUAUUUUGCACGAUUUCAAAAAGGUAAGUCUGUCAUCUUAAUUUUAAUUUACUCAAGCCCAUAGUGAUGUUGCCUAAGCCGUAACGAAGUAAAGAGUUAAAACCCUAUUUCAGCCUGAGUUCGAUGACCAUCGAACGAAAUCGCCUCAAUUUCUUUCAGUACUUCUAUAAGGGCCAUUUACCACCUUGACAGCCCGACUCGAUGAAAAAAUUACAGGACCAAGGUCGUCCCUCUCAUUCAGAUUAUGAAAGAGGCCCAUAAUUGGCUAGGAGAACAGUCAUUAUUUAUCGCUCGGGGGAGGGGAGGGGGGGUGGAAGAUUUUGGGGGGCAACCAAAAACAUUUGACUUAGAAGAUAUGUCAGUUGUAAUUCUCUACCAAUAUACAAUCCCCACAUAAGUAGGAAACCAGAAGAGCUGUUCCGUUUUUUUCGUUUCAUCUUACCGAUUCUAAAACGAAAACGUUUCAAUGCUCCCAUAACCCCUGAAAUUGCAAAUAACAGUAAUCAAAUGUUCACUCCAACUACUGCCUCACACUUUGUCUUAUUCAGUUUGGAGAAGACCCUCAGUAAAUACCACACAAAUAUUGUUUCAUUAUACUUCACUCACGGAUGUUCUCAUGCAAAACAUUGACAUAUCAUAUCUAGUUAUUUCUCACGCUUGUAGAGACACAACCGUACUUUUGGAUUAAGACUAUCUUUGGAUUCUUUAUUGGGACAAAAAAAUUCGUUUUUACUUUGAAUUUAAAGCCCCCACCCCCUCCUCCACUCACUUCUAAAUAGCUCAAUAGCAGUGGCUAACACUUCAUUGGCUACAAUUUUAAGUCUCUUUAGUUUUUCACCUGUAGCCCUCUCCCUUCCCUGCUUCAGUAGUGACACUUUAUUUCUCACGACAAUACAAAGAUAAGGGAGCUAAAGUUAAUUUUUAUUACCGUAAAACUGUUUAUAGUCGAGCAUAGAAAAAUUUUGCGUAAAAAUGUAAAUUAAUUGAGGAAAGUAAUUAUGCAUGAGUUAAGAAGCACUUCGACUCAAAUUAAUUCUAAAUGUCUAAUUUUUGUUCAAAUUUAGACACAAACUCGUCAAUAUCACAUGCUUUGGAAAACGUUUUUGGGUGAUAUAAGUAAUAUUUUGCUUAUAGUAAAUAGUAAUUAAAACGCACUCAAGGAAGUGCAUGAGUAUUUUGCACUAAAACGAUAAAUAACUUCCGUAUAAAAUUCUGGAGUGUUGUGACGUUAAAGGAAGGUGUGGUGAAUAGAGUCUGGCUCUUUGAAGUUAGGCCAUAUCUGCAUAAUUUUUUCAUGGUGAAAGGUCGUCUAAGCAGUAACUUGAAAUUAAAUCAUAUAAUCUAGUUUCUGUUGUGUUUUGCCAAUUGCAGUGAAAUUCGAUCUCCAACUGCCUCCUGGCUUAAGUUCUUUUUCCCAUUUGUUUGUUACUGAUCUUCAUUUCAGCCUGUUUUAAUUUUAACCAUAUGUGACCGUUUCUUGCUCAGACAAAUUACCGACGAAAUCUUUCCACACUGGUCAUUAAUAUAGUCAGAUACCUAUCUAUUCUUGCUUUAGGUUAAAUAAGAAUUAUUUUCUCUUUCUGCAGAAUCUCAGCAUGAUGCAGUUGCCGGAAAAGAAGAUCUGUUAUAUUUUGCCUCUAGAAAUGGAAGUUUCGACGCCAGAGAAACUCAUUAAUGAUCUCGACAAGGCUAACGGGGUAAGAAAAUGCCAAUUUUAUUUUUCUGAUGUGCCUUUUAACAACUCAGCAUGAAAAUGGGCAUGCAUAAAACACACCAGAGCAAUCUUCAAAGUAGAGCAAGAGUAAAAUUUUGUUCAUGUGUGGAGGAGAUCCUUUUUCAUCCCCUUUCGAGUUUGGCACAGUUUUUACUUAUUUCUAGCCUCUUUUAAGCAGCAGGAGGGGAUGGCUUUUGGAUUUGAAUUCCUUGAAUAACACUUUCGACGAAAGGUUUUCAAUAUUAACAUCUCAGUCUCUCUUUCACUCCAACGAAAACCUUGCCAAAAUUGUUCAGUGCUGGUUAAUUUUUGAGUCUCAGCAAUCAAAGAAGAGCUAAACAAACACAGUGAAGAUUUAUCUAGAAUUUUUCUUAGCUAGCUAGAAAAUUGCAUCUCUUACUCAAUUGAAACUAAGAUCUGAAAAAGGUUUGGGUAGAGAGAAAGGGAAAACACCUCUCUCUCUAUGAAGUUGCUUUUGCUUGGUGAACUCGCAAAGGUUCUUCGAAGCCGUUGUCAAAGAGCUGAGUUAAGGAGCGAUGAUUCUCUAUGAAUUCCCCCGUUCUUCACACCCUAACCGUUGAAAGAGAACUGUGGGGUAGACUUCUUCAGUAGCAUAACGAUAGGUAACUUAUCUUGACCGUCAUUCUCAGCUGUACUUUCUGUCUCGUUUUAGUUUCACCUGCUGGGAAGUAAUAUGUCUAAUCUACAUCUUACAGAUAACCAUCAGCAAGAAGUCAGUUAUUGAAAACAAAUGGACAGUGAAUGAUGAGGUGACUGAUACAUCUGCUCUAAGCGAAGAGAUGGCCUCGUUUUGUGAAAACUACGCAAUAUACUACCUCAAAAAGAUAGAGGACACCGUGAAAUCUAUCAGGAUCCAAACAAAUGGUAAGCAUGCGAGAAUUCCUCAAUACAUCGCGUUCGGACAAAACAGUGGUAGACCUGAAGAAUUCUGAGUUUUUUCGGAAUUGAGGCGAUAAUGUAGGGGUAUCAAUAAAAGGUAAUGUCGCCAUAUGAGCAAAUGACUACUAAAAUAGCAUGCAUUUAAAUUGAAACUAAAUUCGGAAUUACUUUUUUUCUGAUCUUUUAAUUAGAAUCGUUUUUCCGACAAGAGUGCAUGCGCAAAUGGUCAUUCUCGUAGAGGCAUUAUAUCACCGGAGUCGAUUCAUUUUAUUUAUUUAUUUCAUUUAAUUUAUUCAUUUAUUUAUACACGGUAAAAAAUUCAUCAGGUACAUUAAAUUCUAAUACAAUGACUAACAUCCUAGAACCUAAAAAUCCUAAUCCUAACAUUGUAUUAACUUACAAUAUGCUAUUUAAAAAGAAAAAAAAACCUGAUUUCCAUGAAUGCCGUGUUUAAAAAUUUUUAUAGAGAAGGCGUUUAAAUUGAUUUAAUGAACCAGACUCUCUAAUGCUACAGGGCAAGCUGUUCAAAAGGGUUGCGCCGUUGUAACUAAAACUAUUUUUCAUGUAAUUAGUUUUUGGAAAGGGGACCGUAAGUUUGCUUACCGAGUCCCUCAGAGACUAGUUUGAUUCAUUUCGCCUUAUAAAUUUAGACGUGGAAUAUUCAGGAACCAGCCCGUUUAAAGACUUGAAAACCAUUAAGGAGUUCUGAAUUUGACGUUGAGUCAAGACUUUCCAGCUGAGUUUGUGAAACAAAGAAUCGACAUCUACGUCAUAGUUUGAUGAAGUUAUUACUCGUGCAGCACGGUUUUGUAGUUUUUGUAGCUUGAUAGAUAAUGUUUGGCCACAAUUACCCCAGACUAGGCUGCAGUAAUCAAAGAGAGUUUGAACUAGUGAGUUGUAUUUAUUGAGUAGGAUGGAUUGAGGCACAAAUGGCUUAACUCGCUGUAUGACUCCAAUUGCAGAAGCGAUCUUUUCACACAGUUUAUCAAUGUGGGAAUGUCACGUUAAAUUUUCAUUGAUAUAUAUUACAAGUGAUUUCACAGAGGAAACUUGUUCAAUCGGAAUAUUAUCAAUGGAGAUUUCGAGUGUAUCAGAUAGAGUACUUAGUCUUUGCCUGGAGCCGAUCAACAUAAAUUCAGUUGUUGUAGCGUUCAAGGUAAGUCUGUUAGACACAAGCCAUUUGCUUAGCUUUUUAAGGUCGUGAGAUAGACUAGACUGAAUCAAAUACAAAUCAGAACCAGCAUAAGUAAUGUGGGUGUCAUCAGCAUACAUUCUAGGUUUGCUGAACGAAAGACAGUUAGACAAAUCGUUAAUAUAAAUUAGAAAUAAAAUAGGGCCAAGGAUCGUUCCCUGUGGCACACCACAUUUAAGAGAGGUAAAGUCAGAGAGACAAUCGUUAACUGAGCGCCGUUGCGUACGAUUAGUCAAAUACGAUUUAAACCAAUCAAGAAUUUUACCUUGAAUUCCACACCGAUUCAUUUUAGUUGGUAAUAUCUUAUGAUCAACAGUGCCGAAUGUCUUUUUUAAGUCGAGAAACACUGGAAUUGACGUAGCCACGAUCGAUAUUAAACGCCCAACUGUCAGUGGCUUCUAGAAGUGCAGUAACAGUUGAGUGCAGAGACCUGAAACCAGAUUGUUGUUUAGAAAUGAUUUCUUCACUACUUAAUAAGUUGUAUAACUGAUCGUACACAAUCCUCUUGAACACUUUGGCUGCUACGGAAAUGACUGAGAUAGGUCGGUAGUUGUUUAAGUUAGAUGACUCGCCCUGUUUAAACAACGGAGUCACUCUGGCACAUUUCCAGUCGUCAGGAAAAUAUGCCAGACAUCAGGGAUUUAUUAAAUAGAUCGCAUAACGGGCCUGAAAUAAUAUCAGCAUACUCACGAAUCAACCUAACAGAGAUAUUAUCUAGUCCUGUAGCUUAAGUUUUUGACAAUCUAUUUAGAAGGGUAAAGACAUCACUGGUAGUAGUUGGACGAAAACAAAAUUUGUUGUAAUUUUCAGUACUAUUUUCUAAAUAAAUAGACUCCUCGUCCGAAGUUAAGGGUAUUUCACGGGCUAGCCUGGGUCCAAUAGUUGAAAAGUGUUCGUUAAAGGCGUUGGAAAUCUCGUUAGAGUUACAGAUAGAGAUGCCAUAUACUUUCACAUCCUUUACUAUCUGAUUGUUCUGACAACGAGACAUGAGGUUGUUUAAUAGUUUUCCAAGUCCUUCGAACAUUUCCUUUAGACUGAAUAAAACUAUUGUGAUAAUAGGAUGCCUUAGUGGUUUUCACUUUAUCGUUGAUUCGAUUUCGGAGCUUUCUGUGAUUGCCCCAGUUUUGAGGAUUCUUUGUUUUCAUCGCUUUCCUUUUAGCAGCAUCGCGACAGCGCUAACUUUCUUCAAGGCUGAAUUAAUCCAGGGUGUUUUGUUCAAUUUAGUACGUCUAGUUCGAAAAGGAGCAUGAGACUUAACAACGCGCAAAAGUUUUGUUUUUCAGUUAGACCAUGCCAAAUUUAGAUAUUCUGAUUCAUUGAACGACCAGUCUUGUUGAGAGAUUUCAUUUCGAAAAUUUUCACGAUCAAAAUUUCGAAAAUUUCUGUAGAAGAUGGAAGAGUGUCCCUUGGAUGGUAAAUCAGAAGAUAUUUUCCGGUAAACAUAGACGAGGCUAUGAUCGCUGAUGGCAAUACGGGAGACACCGGAACAGCCUACCCUGUCUACGUAAAUUGUAUAGAUCAAAUCAAUUAGUGUAGAUGAGGAUUCUGUAACACGCGUUGGUUCAUUUAUCAGUUGUUUGAGCCCAUCUAAAUCCGAAAUCUCGAGUAAACGAUGAGUAUUUUCAUCAGGUGUAGGAGAGGGCAAAUUACAAUUUAAGUCACCUAACAAAUAGUACUCUAGGUCGAAAAUUUGCCUAUAAAUGACUCGUAACUCGAAAAUAAAUCGGUUGGAGAACAGGGAGGUCUGUACCAUGUCGCUACUAGAAAUGGCUUAGAAUUCGGUUUACGAAUUUCCAUAGUUAAAUUUUCAAGAUUAAUCACGUCUAGAUCGGAGCGCACUAUAUAAGAAUUAGGAGACUUAAUGAAAAAACCUACCCCUCCACCAUGUCUAUUUCUGCCACGACGGAUAAAUUCAUAGCCUGGUAUAUGGAGUUCGGAACUUUUUAUGGAUUCGUCAAGUUUGGUUUUAUUAAUUGCCAGAAUAUUAAAUGAAAACUCAGCAAGAAAGACCCUAAGUUCGUCAAAAUGUUUGACGAGAUUGUUAAUGUUCAAACAGGCCAUUUUGAAACCACGUUUAGCUGGUAGAAAAUCUUAGACAUACUGGAAGGACCCGAACUACCCGAGUGAGCUUCGUUGUGUGCAAAGUCUGGCAACGUUUGAGAAACUAGGAUAAUCGACAUUCAUGGAAUUAGGAAAUCAAUUAGAUCUCAUACAAUUUACAAAGUUCUUUUGCAAUAGUUCGUCACCUUCCCUGUUUAGGUGCAGUCCACCUUUGUUUAGUGAUUUUGAACUGAUGUUAGCAUGGCUGAUGAGUUUCCAGUUAUUUUAUUGGAAUUUGACACAGUUGACAAUUUUUCACCUAAGUAGAGAUGAUUAGCUGUGAAUUUUUACCAAGCUGCGAAGCAGCGAGGUUAAUGUCCACCACUAAAUUGUUUUAGUAGAUAACAAAAAAAAUGAAUUCAUUUCUUUCAAUAUACCGCAAAAUAGCCGGAAAGUAAGCUCUUGACACGCGAAUUUGUCUCUUCGGCUGCUUCAACUUAGCUAUUACUAUUUUAAAAAAUUUUACACUCAGGGUGUCAAUUAGCUCAGUCACCAUGUAUGUCCAACAAUAUGCAUAAUGUACAUUCACAUCCGGUUCCAUCAGUAUCCUUUUUUUCCGCAAAUUUCUCAAUAUUUGUAAAUGAUUCACGCAGCAAGUAAUGAGCCCCACGUAGUGGUGACUGGAAUUGAGUAAAGACAUAAAAAGUAUCCUCUUUCAUGAACAACGCAUGGUAUGAAGGUAAUCAACUUCAAACAACCAAACAGAAACCAACAUUUUGUAUCGGCCCAUCAAAACUGGUCAUGUGGGAGUCUUCUUGCUCUCUUAUUGGUUAUGGAGUCGUUACGUGCCCUUUACUACUCACAAUCAUUUUAUAGUUACGCAAAAGCAAAAGUUUUUUCUACUGUUUCUCGAGCCUUGACAUCCCGAGAACAGCCAUUCAAAUUAGGAGGAUCCUUAAAUAAUAAAUAUAACCACUGUUUAUCACUGGUUUCAACCACAACACUAUGAUAAGCUGAAUAACGUCUCUCUGUUUUACAGGUAAGAAACACCGGCAACGUCGACAACAGAUUCCCUAUGCGGUAGAAUUUCCUGAUAUACCAAGAGAUUUAUUAUGCCCAGGUGGCAAACGUAUAGCCUCUGCUAGUGAUGACUGGUUAUGUCGACAAAGUGGAAAGGAGAUGAGAGUGGAAUGCAAAGUGCUAAGUAACCCGUGCUACUAUUACAGUGUGUGCGAAACACUGAACACAUGUACUACCAGGCAUGUACGUAGCACCAUUAGUUGUUGUGAGUACAAAUGCUUGCCUGUAAAAGCUGCUUGACGUAAGGAUAGCGAACGUGACCCAAGAGAUUAACUCAAAUAAAAGUCCUUAAUAAUCCGAUAAGUUUUGCAUGCAAUUGUCAAAAGUGGCUGUGGAAAAUGAUGUUCUUGUUUACCCUUGAUUGUCUAAUUUUAUCAAGCAUUUUUCUUUCAUAUUAUCUUACUAUUUUGUCUUCACCAUUAUGCACGGUAUGAUUUGUGAUUCACGAUCAUCACCCGAGGCUGAAGUAUAUUUCUUUGCAUAAGGGUGUUGAAGAAAUCGAUAAAUAGAUCAAAAGAAUUUUGUUUUCAGGGUGUUAGCGCGAGAGCUGCGAGAUAAAUCCUUUACAAGUUUUGUGUAGGUAUUUAAGAGGUGGGGCUCUAGAGUCUGCGCCGAAAGAUUAAUCACUUCAUACAGGAACUAGAUUAAUUGCAGGAAUUCGCCUUGUUCCUCGUUUGUAAUGUUAUGAAAUUUUGGACUUCCAGUUGUACAAAGUCUUCCUGAUUUUAGUAGAAACUUAUGAUUUUUAUUUGAUAUAUGACUCAAACGAAAUGUUGUAUGUGAGCCGAAA
Molecule: messenger RNA, 8552 nt
Organism: Pocillopora meandrina
Lineage: Eukaryota; Metazoa; Cnidaria; Anthozoa; Scleractinia; Pocilloporidae
Source: the annotation of a GenBank genome assembly